Mercenaria mercenaria is the source of this 4766-nucleotide messenger RNA. Its product is annotated as mucin-17-like. The record is from RefSeq and is a predicted model, not a curated record. The transcript has 6 exons. Bases 585 to 4766 code for a protein of 1393 amino acids. Lineage: Eukaryota; Metazoa; Mollusca; Bivalvia; Venerida; Veneridae.
UGUAAUAUUUGAUCAAUGAACAGUGUAAACAGAAAUGAACGGAUGCCCAAUUUUUUCAUUAUACAUAUUUUUUUGUUUUCCGUUUUACAGGAGUGUAUGAACUUGUUUGAUCGCGUGCGGACUGAAAAGAAAUUAUUUUGACUAGGAACGCAUAAUUAAAAUAGAAACGUAACGCAAUGUAGUAAUUUUCGUGUUAAAAUAUUUGUUUGGUCAAAUUACUAUUCAAAAGAAGUAAAACAAAUUUAUUCACUGCUUCCUUUGAUUUUUAUUUUAGAGAAAUAAGUACAUACAAAUAAAAUUUCAUAACUGUUGAGCAAAAACAAUUUUUAAAAUUAAAACGUUGACAGUUCAAACUUUACUUGAUUUCAGAAACAAUAUACGAUAGAAUAAAAACAGACUGAUUUUGAAGCAAAAAGUAUAAAAAGUAGCAAUUAAAGCAGAGAAUAAUAAAAUAAACCUUGAUCUGAUAAGCCCUGGAUAUCACAAUGAGAAUUUAUAGGACUAGCAAGUGAAUAAAAAAAUUAACUUUUUCAAAAUUUCGAGCCCAUACAGGGAUGUUUAAGCAAUAAAAAAGUGAAUUCUUAAUGGGAAGUAGGAUAUUAGACUAUGUAGUGCUAUCAUGUUUGUGCUUCCAUGUAGUUAUUGCGGAGUUCAAGGGGACAAACAGGGCCGAGGAACAAGAAUCCUACAUCGUUCAAAAAGUGUGGAAAAAUCGACGAUUGCUAGAAACGAGCACCAUCUCAAAUACAUCUCAGGAUGGCUCAUCGACCCCGAGCGAAACAUCAACUGCGGACAUACCUACAACAACAUACAUUAUAUCAACGACAGAAACAGCAACAACUACAAGCCUGACAUCAACAGUAGACAAACCAAUAACAACAGACAUAAUAUCGACUACAGACAGAGUUACCAUAACAGAGAUUGGAUCAACAGAAGUAAAAUCAACCAGUGGCUCAUCAACGACAACAGAUUUACAGACAACACCACCUGUGAUGUACACAACAACACCACAGUUUGUGUAUAGCAAUCCAACUCAAUCAGCUACAUUAAUAUCAUCUAUAACGUCUGAAAUUACAACUAUAGAGACACCGUUAACAAAAACAUCAACAUCCGAAGCUACAGAUAGUGCAACAACUCCCAUUUCUUCACCAGCAGUUUCAACUACAGAUACUAUUAGCUCUAACAGCGAGUCGACAACAGCUCCAGCAGCAUCAACCACUGAGGAGGCUACCACGAUAUCUUCAACUACUGAAACAACGACGAGAAUUACUUCUGAGAAACCAACAUCUCAACCGAGUACCUCCUCGUCUACGCAGGAACUAACAACAAGCGAUGGUUCAACUACUGAAGUGUCGACAAAUGCUGCAUCGACACUUUCGACGUCAGCGACUCUUACUACAGAGGCAACGAGUUCCACAACAACCUCUGAUAUAACGACAGAAGUCACAACCACAUCGGCCACAACCACUGAUAUAACGACAGAAGGGACAACCACACCGGCCACAACCACUGCCACUGUUUCAGGUACUGGGGCUGGAAGCCCUACCAGUGAGUUGUCAACAACUAAAGCAGCAUCAACAACUGAGGAAUCUACCACAAUACCUUCAACUACUGAAACAACGACUGGAAUUACUCCUGAGGAACCAACAUCUCAACCGGGUAUCUCCUCGUCAACGCAGGAACCAACAACAAGCGAUGGUUCAACUACUGAACCGUCGACAAGUGGUGCAUCGACACUUUCGACGUCAGCGACUCUUACUACAGAGCCAACGAGUUCCACAACAACCUCUGAUAUAACGACAGAAAAGGGACCACCACACCGGCCACAACAACUGCAACUGUUUCAAGUACAGCUACUGGAAGCCCUACCAGUGAGUUGUCCACAACUAAAGCAGCAUCAACCACUGAGGAAUCUACCACAAUACCUUCAACUACUGAAACAACGACUGGAAUUACUUCCUGAGGAACCAACAUCCAACCGAGUACCUCCUCUCAACGCAGGAACAACAACAAGCGAUGGUUCAACUACUGAAGCCGUCGACAAGUGGUGCAUCGACACUUUCGACGUCAGCGACUCUUACUACAGAGCCAACGACUUCAACAACAACCUCAGAUAUAACGACAGAAGAACCAACAUCCAACCGAGUACCUCCUCGUCAACGCAGGAACCAACAACAAGCGAUGUUCAACUACGAACCGUCGACAAGUGGCAUCGACACUUUCGACGUCAGCGACUCUUACUACAGAGCAACGAGUUCCACAACAACUCUGAUAUAACGACAGAAGUCACAACCACACGCAACAACCAUGAUAUAACACAGAAGGGACCACCACACCGGCCACAACCACUGCAACUGUUUCAAGUACGCUCUGGAAGCCCUACCAGAACCAACAUCCAACCGAGUACCUCCUCUCAACGCAGGAACCAACAACAAGCGAUGGUUCAACUACUGAACGUCGACAAGUGGUGCAUCGACACUUUCGACGUCAGCGACUCUUACUACAGAGCCAACGAGUUCCACAACAACUCUGAUAUAACGACAGAAGUCACAACCUUCGCAACAACCACUGAUAUAACGACAGAAGGCAACCACACCGCCACAACCACUGCAACUGUUUUCAGUACUGCUACUGGAAGCCCAACCAGUGAGUCGUCCACAACUAUAGCAGCAUCAACCACUGAGGAAUCUACCACAAUACCUUCAACUACUGAAACAACGACGGGAAUUACUUCUGAGGAACCAAGAUCUCAACCGAGUACCUCCUCGUCAACGCAGGAACUACCAACAAGCGAUGAUUCAACUACUGAAGCGUCGACAAAUGCUGCAUCAACACUUUCGACGUCAGCGACUCUCACUACAGAGCCAACGAGUUCCACAACAACCUCUGAUAUAACGACAGAAGUCACAACCACAUCGGCCACAACCACUGAUAUAACGACAGAAGGGAGAACCACACCGGCCACAACCACUGCAACUGUUUCAAGUAGUGCUGCUGGAAGCCCUACCAGUGAGUUGUCUACAACUAAAGCAGCAUCAACAACUGAGGAAUCUACCACAAUACCUUCAACUACUGAAACAACGACUGGAAUUACUCCUGAGGAAACAACAUCUCAACCGAGUAUCUCCUCGUCAACGCAGGAACCAACAACAAGCGAUGGUUCAACUACUGAACCGUCGACAAGUGGUGCAUCGACACUUUCGACGUCAGCGACUCUUACUACAGAGCCAACGACUUCUUCAACAACCUCUGAUAUAACGACAGAAGUCACAACCUCAUCGGCAACAACCACUGAUAUAACGACAGAAGGUAAAACAACACCGGCCACAACCACUGCAACUGUUUCAAGUACUGCUACUGGUAGCCCUACCAGUGAGAUGUCCAAAACUAAAGCAGAAUCAACCACUGAAGAAUCUACCACAAUACCUUCAACUACUGAAACAACGACUGGAAUUACUCCUGAGGAACCAACAUCCCAACCGAGUACCUCCUCGUCAACGCAGGAACGAACAACAAGCAAUGGUUCAACUACUGAACCGUCGACAAGUGGUGCUUCGACACUUUCGACGUCAGCGAGUCUUACUACAGAGCCAAUGACUUCCACAACAACCUCUGAUAUAACGACAGAAGUCACAACCACAGCCGCAACAACCACUGAUAUAACGACAGAAGGGAAAACCACACCGGCCACAACCACUGCAACUGUUUUAAGUACUGCUACUGGAAGCCCUACCAGUGUGUUGUCCACAACUAAGGCAGCAUCAACCACUGAGGAAUCUCCCACAAUAAAUUCAACUACUGAAACAACGAUUGGAAUUACACCUGAGGAACCAAUAUCCCAACCGAGUACCUCCUCCUCAGCGCAGGAACCAACAACAAGCGAUGGUUCAACAACUGAACCGUCGACAAGUGGUGGAUCGACACUUUCGACGUCAGCGACUCUUACUACAGAGGCAACGAAUUCCGCAACAACCUCCAUAUCCGCAACAACCACUCAUAUAACGACAGAAGGGACAACCACACCGGCCACAACCACUGCAACUGUUUCAAGUACUGCUACUGGAAGCUCAACCAGUGAGUUGUCCACAACUAUAGCAGCAUCAACCACUGAGGAAUCUACCACAAUACCCUCAACUACUGAAACAACGACGGGAAUUACUUCUGAGGAACCAAGAUCUCAACCGAGUACCCCUCGUCAACGCAGGAACUACAACAAGCGAUGUUCAACUACUGAAGUUCGACAAAUGCUGCAUCAACACUUUCGACGUCAGCGACUCUACUACAGAGCAACGUUCACAACAACCUCUGAUAUAACGACAGAAGUCACAACCCCAUCGGCCACAACCACUGAUAUAACGACAGAAGGAACCACCACACCGGCCACAACCACUGCCACUGUUUCAAGUAUGCUGCUGGAAGCCCUACCAUGGUGCAUCGACACUUUCGACGUCAGCGACUCUUACUACAGAGCCAAGAGUUCCACAACAAGCUCUGAUAUAACGACAGAAGUCACAACCAUUUCCGCAACAACCACUGAUAUAACGACAGAAGGGACAACCACACCGGCCACAACCACUGCAACUAUUUUCAGUACUGCUACUGGAAGCCCAACCAGUGAGUCGUCCACAACUAUAGCAGCAUCAACCACUGAGGAAUCUACCACAAUACCUUCAACUACUGAAACAACGACGAAUUACUCUAGAACCAAAUCCAACCGAGUACCUCCUCGUCAACGCAGGAACACAACAAGCGAUGUUCAACACUGA